This is a messenger RNA of Phialemonium atrogriseum, 1201 nucleotides long. RefSeq names its product S-adenosyl-L-methionine-dependent methyltransferase. The transcript has 10 exons. NCBI's taxonomy places the organism in Eukaryota, Fungi, Ascomycota, Sordariomycetes, Cephalothecales, Cephalothecaceae. The record is from RefSeq and is a predicted model, not a curated record. Bases 1 to 1020 code for a protein of 339 amino acids. Gene Ontology annotation, molecular function: methyltransferase activity.
AUGGACCCUUCCUCGCCAGUUCCUGCUCCGGCAGACGAGUACGGGCCAGUCGCAAGUGAGAUCGAAGCUGGUGACCACGCAGAGAUUUACUCUGCCUACGCCGAAUCGACAACCGAGACCACCGAGUCUCUGAGGUCCUCCAUUGCGGACUACACCUACAAGCACGGACGACGAUACCACGGGUUCCACGAUGUGGAGUACUGGGGCCCAAACGACGACAAGCAGCAGAAUGCUGAGGACCUCGGGCACGAGAUGUACAGAACCAUCCUGGGUGGCAAGCUCUACCUUGCUCCGAUACCGGAAAAUGUUCAGAACGUUCUCGAUGUUGGUUGCGGCACAGGCAUUUGGGCCAUUGACUUCGCGGAUGCGAACCCGUCAGCCAAGGUCAUCGGGGUUGAUAUUUCUCCCAUCCAGCCAGCCUUCGUACCGCCCAACUGCGAAUUCCAGGUUGACGACAUCAACGAGGACUGGACCUUCCCGGAGAAUCAGUUUGACUUUGUUCAUCUCCGCCACAUGACCGGCUGCGUCUCGGACUGGGCUGCUUUCCACAAGAACGCCUUCCGCUAUGUCAAGCCCGGCGGCUGGGUCGAGCAGGUUGAAUUAUCGGGAAUCGCCACCUCGGACGAUGGUACGUUGAAGGAAGAUUCAGUGUUCAAGAGAUGGUGGGAGGUGUUCCGCGAGGUAGGCGAGAAGGUGGGCAAGGCGUUCGAUGCCUCCGAGGUGGCGCAUGAAUCUAUCGAGGCCGCCGGCUACGUCAACGUCAAGGAACACAGCUACAAAACCCCCAUCGGCCCCUGGGCCAAGGACGAGAACCAUAGGCUGUGGGGCAGGUGGAACCGCGCCUACCUCCUCGAAGGGCUUGAAGGGUUUGCUCUGAAGGGGUUAACUGACGUAUUGAGAUGGCGGUACGACGACGCGCAGCAAUUCUUGGCCGAAGUGCGCAAAGAGCUCCGCAACCCCGAUGUUCACUCGUACAUCUAUCUGCGUGUUGUUUAUGGGCAGAAGCCUCCAUCAACUUGAUUGGCUAAUUUGGUUAGGGGGUGUGGGGGGGGGGGGAGAGCAAAUCGCUGCUGCGAGAUCAAAGGGGACACCUUGUGCCGUCCUUGUUUUUAGACAUUAGCUUUGUCGAGUUUUCACAUAAACUGGUGGCCACUUUGGCGGAAUCAACUUCUCCAAGCUCUCAACAUCAUCAUAUAAAAAU